Molecule: messenger RNA, 997 nt
Organism: Micromonas commoda
Lineage: Eukaryota; Viridiplantae; Chlorophyta; Mamiellophyceae; Mamiellales; Mamiellaceae
Exons: 3
Biological process (GO): inosine biosynthetic process; adenosine catabolic process
Molecular function (GO): adenosine deaminase activity
Source: RefSeq, a predicted model, not a curated record
ACGCGUUACAUGCGCCAGCUCCCAAAGCUCGAGCUCCACGCGCACCUCAACGGGUGCGUUCGGGAUUCCACCCUGCUCGACCGCGCGGAGGCGACGGCGGCGGACGUGCGCGCGUUGCUCGCCAAGCCCGACGGCAAGGGACGGCCGCUCCAGCGAUGCUUCGACCUCUUUGCCGCCAUCCACGACCUCUGCACCGACCACGAGUCCCUGCGCAGGAUCGCCGCGGAGGCGACGAUGGACUUCGCGAGGGACGGCGUGGUGUACCUGGAGCUGCGAACCACGCCCAAGUGCGUCCCGCGCAGGAACGUGACCAAGGCUUCGUACUGCGCCGCGGGGGAAACGUGCUCGUCGUCCAAUUCGUCGUCCAACGCAUCGUCGUUUGAAUCGUUCGCCAUCUGCGCCAGGCUCAUACUGAGCGUCGACCGGCGGGAGACGCCGGAGGAGGCUGUCAAGACGGUGAAGCUCGCGGCGUUUCUGAGGGACGUGGGUUUAGAUGUGUGCGGCGUCGACCUCUCCGGAAACCCCGCACUGGGGCACUGGAAGUCGUUCGAACCCGCGCUGCGCCUGGCGCGCCACCUGAAGCUUCCGGUGACGCUGCACUGCGGGGAGAUCCACGGGACGGGCGCGGAGGAGGCGGCGAUGAUCGCGUUCGCGCCCGAGCGGUUCGGGCAUUGCGUGCAAACGUCUCGCGACCCCGAGCGUUGGCUCGCGCUUCGCCGAUCGGAGAUUCCCAUCGAGAUUUGCGUCUCCAGCAACGUCGUCACCGACAGCGUCCCGCACGACGAAAAUUGCGACGGCGGGUGGGUGAGCCGAGCCCGAAGGCACCACGUCGGGCAAGUGCACGCCGUCGGCCAUCCUUCAAUCGUAUGCACCGACGAUCCCGGAGUCUUCGAGACGACGCUCUCGCGCGAGUACGCCCUGUGCGCCGUGGCGUUCGACCUGAGCGACGACGACGUGAGGGAGCUGGUGACCGCCUCGGUGCGGCACGCGUUCAUGA